CCGGGGAGAGAGGUUGAAAAAUCCAUUUUCAAUCUCCCCCACUGCUUGUCCCCUUUAUUAUUAUAUAAAAAGUUAAAAAAAAUAUCUUUUUUCCUUUCUUCUUCUUUUAACAUCUCCUAAUACAACUUUCCUUUUAAUUAAAUAUGAAGUCUAUUUUCGCCGCCAUUUUCGCUGUUGCUGCUGCCGUUGCUUCUGCUCAAAAGAUUGUUUCCAGCAGACCCGCUUCUAACCAAGUUAUUGUUGCUGGUGCCAGUACUCAAAUUGUCUGGGCUCCUGUUGAUGGUGUUAUUUCCACCAUUGACCUUCGUAAGGGUGAUCAAGUUGCUUUAGCUUUCUUGAACACCGUUGCUACUGCUGUCCCUGCCACCACUGGUACUUAUACCUGGAAUGUUCCCGCUGACCUUGCUGCCGGUACCGAUUAUGCUCUCUCUUUCGGUUCUUCUCCCAAUGAUACCUACUCUCCUUUCUUCACCAUCCAAGCUGCUACCGGUGGUGCUGCUGCUCCUGCCUCUAGCGCUGCCAGUGCUCCUGCUGCUGCUGCUUCUUCCUCUGCUGCUGUUGCACCUGCUGCUUCUGCUGCUUCCUCUGGUAAGCCCGCUGCUGUCUCUUCUGCCGCUGCUAGUGGUAAGCCUUCUGCCUCUGCCUCUACUUCUGCUCCUGCUGCCUCUGCCACCUCCGGUGCCAACAAGAACGUUGCUGCCGUUGGUGCCAUGGCUGUUGCCGGUGCCGUUGCUGCUGCUUUGCUUUAAAUAGUUUUUUUUUUUUUUUAAAUUGAAAAAGGAAAAAAAAAUUCUUUUUUGUUGAAAAAAAAAAAAAAAAAAAAAACUUCAUAUUUUUUUUUUAAAUCCCCCCCCCCUUCCCUUCUUGUACUCUUUUAAUAAUAAUAAUCUACUUUUUUUUUAUUUAAACAAAU
Mucor mucedo is the source of this 913-nucleotide messenger RNA. RefSeq lists its product as uncharacterized. Bases 144 to 749 code for a protein of 201 amino acids. The transcript has 3 exons. The record is from RefSeq and is a predicted model, not a curated record. NCBI's taxonomy places the organism in Eukaryota, Fungi, Mucoromycota, Mucoromycetes, Mucorales, Mucoraceae.